Periconia digitata is the source of this 1498-nucleotide messenger RNA. The record is from the annotation of a GenBank genome assembly. NCBI's taxonomy places the organism in Eukaryota, Fungi, Ascomycota, Dothideomycetes, Pleosporales, Periconiaceae.
UCGUAUCGAGUAUUUCGUCACACGGAAUGGUAUCAGAUGUAAUAGUGUCGGAUCGAGCAACUCGACACUCAAUAUUGGAUCCGAGAUGGGAGCUAGUACCGUCGUAGGAUCUCGAUCUAGUGUGAUAUAUCAAAAUACAAUUCAUACGGCGUCAACAUCGACUCUGCGUUCAAUAUUGAGUUUGCCAAAUCGAACUCUUCGAAAGUUUUCCUUCUCCGCAAGAGACACCAGGAAGCUAUCCCAACAGUUGAUCGCUACGGCCUUCCGCGGUGACGAUGAUCGCGUUUAUGAACUACUUGAAGCUGGCGCGGAUGUCAACUACAAAGAAAAUCAGCGCAGAGUAGCCAUCUGCAGCGCAGCCUCGCGCGGCCAUACCAGCACAGUGAGGGUUCUGCUCGAGAAUCAUGCACGUGUCGACUCGGUGGAUGGCCAAGGCAUGACUCCAUUGAUGUGGGCUGUGACCACGGAAACCGAAGACCUAGUUGAGCUUCUUUGUAGCUAUCACGCGAAGCUUAACAAAAAGGACAAGAAAGGCUCUACAGCUUUGCACAAGGCCGCUUCCGGGAGACCACGAAUGACUGAGUUGUUGUUGUCCAAAAACGUCGACUACAAUGUACCAGACCAGGAUUCGAUGCGACCCAUCAACUUUGCUUGUGAAAAGGGGGACGACAGUUCUCUUCGGCUCCUUGUACAAGCAGGUGCAGAUGUGUCAGCCAAAUACAGUCCGCCAAUCAGAAAUUGCAUAUGGAACCUCCAUGUCGGCACUGUAAAGACUCUCAUAGACAUUGGAGUGUCGCUGUCCGUCCGUUAUCACAUUAGGGAAACCGACAAGGGCAAGGUGUCGGCGCUUAGUCACGCCGCGUGCAUCGCCCUUGACGAAUCAGUCAAGAAUUACUGGGCGAAAGACACCCUUCAUGAUUGGACUCGUUAUGAUAAGGCGAUCGAAAUAAUCGGAAUUCUCCGGAACGCGGGCGCGAUUGCGCGCGGAUCGCUCACCCAUGUUUAUGGAAGCGAUGGCGAGCAAUCCGCAUCCUUCUACUACGGCGGCAUGUUGCCUGACCUUAUUGCGUUUAAGUGGAACCAAAAAUUAGCAUGUAUUGGGCAUCCUUACUAUUAUGGGGCGACCCCUGAAAUGAGAGCCAAUAUAUUGAAUGAACAACGACGGUUAGAACGCUUGGAGCAACAAACCGCACUAUCAAUCCGACAACCCGCUUCGCAGCCUUCGACAGUGGAGUACCCUAAUGCAACACUGCAACCAUCGCCUUCCUUGUUCCCAACGUCCCAUUACUCACUGAACGAUCAAUCUGCACUGUUUACUGGUCACUUCCCGGGGUCUUCCAAUAACUUACAGUCUCCCCUCAAUUAUUUGUUGUGGAUAGGGAAAGCCGAGCAGCCCCAGCCCGCUCACGACAACCAGCGUAUUUCAGAACCUGCCAGGGGGUCUGCUCGGUCUAUAUAUUCGGAACGAGGAGCUGGCGCGCUGGAUAUAGAAUGUUAA